This is a messenger RNA of Daldinia caldariorum, 1338 nucleotides long. Its product is annotated as HLH-domain-containing protein. Gene Ontology annotation, molecular function: protein dimerization activity. The transcript is spliced from 4 exons. The coding region runs from base 1 to 1338 and encodes 445 amino acids. The record is from RefSeq and is a predicted model, not a curated record. NCBI's taxonomy places the organism in Eukaryota, Fungi, Ascomycota, Sordariomycetes, Xylariales, Hypoxylaceae.
AUGGACGCAGGUGUUAUGCAGGACAUUGACGUUUAUCCUGCUGGUAACGACAAGACCUUUGAAACAUUCUUCGACCAAACUACAGACUACUCUCAGCAACUAUCAUCCAUCAGCUUCUGGGACGAACUAGAUAGGUCAGCCGAAUCAAGUGUAGUGAACUCGGUCCCGACUUCAGGCUCCCAUCAGACUCCCAGCACUUCCGCUGACUCGCCAGCCUCGACUGCCUCUCAGAACCUCUCUACUAUCUCGCAUAAGCAUAAGCUUGCUGGACAGGAGCUACCUAAGAAACGCCAGUGCUCUGAUAUCCGAAGGUCAAAGUUCACUGAGAACCCAUCCACUCUUGACUGUUCCGAUUACUGGCUUCGCUUUGAUAGCGACAACGAAAGUGACCCUCUCUUUGAGAACCGAGACAGCAGAACCGGCAAAUCCCCGAUUUUAGCUCAACCUCGUCCUAGGUCAAGGAUUGUCGGAAGAUCCGGCAACAACUUCAAAGUGGCUUAUCCGCCGUCGUCAACUGCUGAUCUGGUCGACGAUAGCGCUCUUGAUCACGCGCUGUCGGACGAAGACGACCUCUUCUCUAUGGCUUUGGCUGACCAACUAACUAAGAACGACUCUGCCCCCAUCCCAUCAGAAGUACCACCCCGCGAGAGACUCUACUCUACCCCGCUAAGCUGGGAGCCUCCUCAGCCAGGAUUUCGCAUGGACUACGUGAACGUUAACCCCCCUUUCAACGACCCCGAGCGCCAGAGACUACUGGCCAUUGCUAUGGGAACUGGGCAAGUCCCCCAGCAACAAAUGCCUCCAAGGCAAGCCCCCGGAAUGGACUUCAGGUUUGAAGUCAACCAAAGCCCGACUACGAUGAGCGAUAGCAAGAGCAACACACCCGAGCCCCGCGUUAAGCCAGCCGCAGCACGACCCCAAGCGCCUACGCGGAAUAACUCGAUUGAUGCUACCGAGAAGGCUAAGGAGAAGCCCAGAAAUAGUGACCGGGCGGCACAUAAUGAUAUCGAACGAAAGUAUCGUACCAAUCUGAAGGACAAGAUCGCUGAACUACGAGACGCUAUUCCGUCGUUGCGCGCGAUACCUGAAGAUGGAGACGACAAUGAGAACGGUGGCGUAUCGAGAACAGCACCCAAAGUUAGCAAGGGAACUGUCUUAACAAAGGCCACCGAAUAUAUUCACCAACUCGAGCGAAGGAAUCGGUCGAUGGCACAAAAGAAUGAAGAACUCGCUCGCCGGCUGCAUGCCUUUGAACAAUUAGUAGGCGCCGCACCCGCACCAAAUUGGGCACCUCAAGGAUAUGGCGCUUCUGUCUUCAACCCUAGGGCCUUUUCUUAA